Messenger RNA from Chiloscyllium plagiosum (whitespotted bambooshark), 1727 nucleotides. It is a transcript of the gene slc52a2, whose product is annotated as solute carrier family 52 member 2. Gene Ontology annotation, biological process: riboflavin transport. Lineage: Eukaryota; Metazoa; Chordata; Chondrichthyes; Orectolobiformes; Hemiscylliidae. Gene Ontology annotation, cellular component: plasma membrane. Gene Ontology annotation, molecular function: riboflavin transmembrane transporter activity. The record is from RefSeq and is a predicted model, not a curated record.
GUCUAUUUAAAUGAUCUCAGGUUUGUCCUUUUUUUCUGUCGGCGAGGAGUUGUUGAAUGGGAAAAUAAUUUUGGGUAAAGCACUAGUUGCAUUGAGUUAUUCAGCACUGACCACGAAAAGUACAGCAUACCAGGAAUUGGAACUCCUCAUCACACGAUGCCGACACGAGAAUUCAGAAACACUCUCUUCACCCACCUGCUGGUGGCCAUGUUUGGAAUGGGGUCUUGGGUUGCAGUGAACUCUUUAUGGGUUGAGCUUCCAGUCAUAACACAGAUUCUCCCUGAAGCGUGGAAUCUGCCAGCCUAUUUGACAGUACUGAUUGCCUUUUCAAAUGUUGGCCCCCUAUUGGUCACCCUUGCUCACCGGUUCUCCCCAGGCCUGCUGAACGAACGUUGUCUUAUAUACUCCAUCCAAGCACUCGGUGUGAUUUCCUCUGUUGCCUUAGCGCUCACCUGGGAUCGGAUUGUGCUGAUUGGCGGGGAGCGGCACAGUGUUGCCUUCUUGACCCUGGCAUUUGCUCUAGCCUUUGUCUGCUGCACCUCCAAUGUCACUUUCCUGCCCUUCAUGUUCCGCCUAUCAUCCAAGUACAUCAAGACCUUCUUUGUAGGCCAGGGCUUCAGUGCUUUCUUCCCAUGUGUGGCAGCCCUAGUGCAGGGUGUUGGCCAGCUGGAAUGUCGCAACAGCUCUGCUGCCAAUGGCUCCCAAUCUCUUCAACCACACUACCUUGAGGAGAGCUUCACAGCUAGUACCUUUUUCUGGCUUUUAGUGGGGCUAAUGUCUAUCUCCCUCUUGUCCUUUGCUGGACUGGCCCGAAAAAGCAACAGCAAGCAGCACACGACGCAUGACGGCAAGGAAUCGUGCCAACUGACUACGGAGAGUAAGCCAACCCCCAAAAUCCCAGCUCCAUUCUGCACUACCCGUAACGUCUACCUGCUUAUCUUGCUGGCUGUCUCCAAUGCUCUGACCAAUGGGGUGCUGCCAUCAAUCCAGACGUACUCCUGCCUGCCCUAUGGGAGCACCACCUUCCACCUGGCAGUGGUGCUUGGGAAUCUCGCCAAUCCGCUGGCCUGCUUCAUUGCCAUGUUUGUGCACUCAAGGUCCAGUAUUGGACUUGGUGUCCUGGCAUUUCUAGGAUUACUGUGUGGAGUCUACAUUUUGACAUUGGCGGCACUCAGUCCAUGCCCCCUGUUGCUGGGGAGCUCAAUGGGUGUUGUUUUAGUGGUGAGUGCAUGGAUGCUCUUUACUGGCUUGUUUUCCUAUGUGAAAGUGGUGAUUGGCAGCAUCCUCCAUGAGGCGGGUCACCUGGCCCUGGUCUGGUGCGGAGCAUCCAUUCAGAUCGGCUCACUGAUCGGUGCCUUAGUCAUGUUCCCAUUGGUUAGUGUCUACCAGCUCUUCACAUCAGGGCAGGCAUGUGUGGAUAUCUGUGGCCAGUGACUGGCAGAGGGACAUCUCAUCAGACUGAACCCAAAGGAAGCCUCCAAAUCACAGCAAAGACUAUUUACCUAUGCAAAGAAGCCUUGAAUCCAUUGUGCUUGACAAUGGAUAAUCAGAGGGUUUAAAUCUUAUUGGAAGGUGCUCCAUCUUUUCGCAAUUGGGCCUGGAUUUCUGUCACCUGUUCCAUAUUUCACCUGUUCAAAGUUUCAUCUCCCAGCUCUCCACCUUUUUAUCCUUCCUCGGCACUUUUUUAAAAAUUAUUUUCUCCAAUCCACCUGUGGGUUAAUCACCAU